GUCAUAAUUGGUACAAAAUCUGGGGAUUUGGAACUUUUUGAUCUCGCUUCUUCAUCUCAAACAGAAUCAAUUAAAGCACAUGAUGGUCCAAUAUGGUCUUUACAAGUUCGGCCGGACAAACGUGGAUUGGUGACAGGUAGUGCUGACUCUAAUGUAAAAUUUUGGGACUUUGACAUGUCUCAAGAAGAAGAUACUAAUGAAAAUCAGACGGGAUCUCGUCGUUUAACUUUAAUUCAUACGCGAACACUAAAGAUGAACGACGACAUCUUAUGUGUACGAUAUAGUCCUAAUCAGAAAUUGGUUGCCGUAGCAUUAUUAGACGCGACUGUCAAA
Molecule: messenger RNA, 333 nt
Organism: Racocetra persica
Lineage: Eukaryota; Fungi; Glomeromycota; Glomeromycetes; Diversisporales; Gigasporaceae
Source: the annotation of a GenBank genome assembly